AUGUUGGUAGAGGGGAGAAACUACUUCUCCCAAAUGGUUGAUGUGUUUCACGUGAAGCCCAAUUUUUCAUAUUACUGGUGCAUGGCUAAUCUUAUGGCUUAUGUUGGUCUAAUUUUGCAAGAGGCUGUGGAUAUCUUAAGGAACAUACCGGUUGACAGGGAUGCGUCUCCUGAAACCUCAUUGUGGGCGGGGUUGCUUGGGUCAUCUCGUUUUCAAGGGUAUCUGAACUCAGGGGGACAAAUUGCUAAUAAAUUAAUUGAGCAAGAUCCUCAGAAAUUUUCAUAUUACAUGUUGCUAGUUAAUGUUUAUGCUGUAGCUGGGGAAAUGCUUGCUAAACAAAAUGAAGCUGAACUACACAGAGUCAAGAAACAACUCACUGGCUGUAGAGAAAGCGGAAUCUUGUCUGAGGGUAUGUUCCACAAUGCAGCCUUUGAGCACCCUAAAACAUCUUUAGACGUGACAGAGGAAAGCCUCAAGGUGUCAUGCAUGGGUAGAAGUGUGGUUAAUAGUGAUUAUACCUGUUAUCUUGUAUCUUGA
Messenger RNA from Fraxinus pennsylvanica, 537 nucleotides. The record is from the annotation of a GenBank genome assembly. NCBI's taxonomy places the organism in Eukaryota, Viridiplantae, Streptophyta, Magnoliopsida, Lamiales, Oleaceae.